AUGUUGAAAAUUAGACAACGUCGAUUAGGAAAAAAUGGUCCUGAAGUAUCGUGUGUGGGUUGUGGAGCAAUUAUUAUGGCAAACAUCGAUGGAAAAGAGGACCAACGAUUUGAAAUUUAUCAUCGUGCAAUCGAACUCGGUUGUAGUUUUUUCGAUAGCGGCGAUGUUUAUGGCGAUAGCGAAGAUUCUCUUGGAAAUUAUUUUUCAAAGUAUCCAAAUCAACGCGAAAAAGUGUUUCUCGCCACGAAAUUCGGUCUUGUUCGUUCAUCCGAAUCGAACGCUUACAUAGCACGUGGCGAUGCCCAAUACGUUCACGAAGCGUGUGAAAAAAGUUUAAAACGUCUCCGCGUGCACUUUAUCGACCUCUAUUAUGUUCAUUGCAUCGAUACGUCAAUUCCAAUUGAAGAAACGAUCCAUGCGAUGAAAGAAUUGAUUGAUCUCGGAAAAAUCAAACACAUUGGGUUAUCCAACUGUUCAAGUGAAACGCUUCAACGUGCAUAUGCCAUUCAUCCAAUUUCGUGUGUACAGAUCGAAUAUUCACCAUUUAGUCUAAACAUCGAGAAAGAUCAAAGAAGUCUUUUGCAGACAUGUCGACGGCUGGGGGUGGCAAUAGUUUGUUAUUCACCGUUAAGUCGAGGGCUGCUUGGCGGAAAUAUUCGAUGUUUAGAUGACUUGGAUAAAAAUGACUUCCGAAGACAUUUCCCAAGGUUUUCCUCAGAGAAUUUAACGGACAAUAUUCGAAUAACUGACGAAUUCACGAAAUUGUGUGCAAGAAAAGGUUGCAGUCUCAGUCAGUUAACCUUGGCUUGGAUCCUUGCGCAAGGUGAAGACUUCAUUCCAAUUCCAAGUACAACCAAGUUGGCCCAUUUAGAAGAAAAUCUUCUUUCAACUCAAAUUCAAUUCGAUCAAACUGAAUUAAAUGAUAUUCGAGAUAUUUGUGAAAAAUAUCAAGUCGCCGGAGAACCUUGUCCGAAAAACAUGUCACAUUUUUUAUUUUCUGACUCCGCUCCGCAAUGA
Adineta ricciae is the source of this 1017-nucleotide messenger RNA. Lineage: Eukaryota; Metazoa; Rotifera; Eurotatoria; Adinetida; Adinetidae. The record is from the annotation of a GenBank genome assembly.